Messenger RNA from Mizuhopecten yessoensis (Yesso scallop), 2601 nucleotides. RefSeq names its product sodium-dependent glucose transporter 1-like. The transcript has 4 exons. The coding region runs from base 177 to 1730 and encodes 517 amino acids. The record is from RefSeq and is a predicted model, not a curated record. NCBI's taxonomy places the organism in Eukaryota, Metazoa, Mollusca, Bivalvia, Pectinida, Pectinidae.
GCUAGGUCUACGCAGAGUUUUGCAUUAACACUUCACGCAAUCAUGUUGAAUUUAGUGUGCAGCUGUUACAGUAAUGAUCUCGCGGAUAUGAAAGAUCAUUUAACCAGUAGAAUAUCCAUAACAUAACCAAAGGAGAUAGUAUAUACCUUUGGCUUGACAACACAACUCUAUUAGAAAUGUCUAACGAACGACAAACAGAUAGGUGUGCCGAACAUGAGUCGACUCCACUACAAAACACAAGCGGACACGACUCCGAAAGCAAGCAUGAGGAUGAGGAUGGCGAAUCAACUACAUCGUCCAUACACGGCCCACCGUUUCUGGUUGAGCUACGAAGUAACAGGUCAACACAAUGCCAGGUUGUUCUGAGUACGUGUGUGGCGUUCGCCUUUGGAGUGCUGGGAUGGUCUAAAGGUCAGAUUGGACCAGCUUUUCUCGACAUCAUGACUAUUUCUGGUGCUGACCUCGAGACGGGAUCGGCCUUUAUAACAGCAUACUUUGUAGGGCGUGUGGUAGGAUCCUUAUUGUGUGGUGUUCUUUACUCAAAGGUCAACACAUAUAUGCUACUAGGUAUCGCAAUGACGGGCAACAGCGCCAUGUUUGCAGUUAUUCCGUGGUGCACGGCGUAUGAACUGAUGAUUGUUGUGCAUUUCUUGCAUGGAUUAGCUGGAGGAUUACUGGCAGUUGCCCUGAUAUCUAUAGCCGUGUCCAUAUGGGGAGUGACAGCUCGAGGCCGCGCGUACCUUAACAUCUUCUACGCUGCCUUCGCUGUGUCUGGUCUAUUUUCUCCCAUUGUGACAUCACCCUUCCUACUUCCAGCACAAUCCUAUUCGAAUAUAAAUGCUACAUCAUGGAAUGUUUCUAUCCACACAAUGCAUAGCAUUGAUGUUUCAACAACAUCCAGUAUCAAUGUUUCUAAUACUAUGACAGUUCUACAGACUAAUGUGACCAACUUUCUUAAUCCAAAGUCAAACCUGUACAAAGCGUAUUCUAUAUCAGCUUGUGUUGCCUUUUUAGCAGGCAUUCCGUUCAUUGUUCUCUUCUUUAGGCCAACUACAUCUAACACAAACAGCUCUAAAGGUGCCGAAUUUCGUUUCCUUGGAAGUCUUCCGGUCGUUGUGAAGGUUCUACAGUUGAUAAACGUUGGAAUAUUUGCUGCUGUUUUCAACGCAAUUGACUUCACAUUCAGCGGCUUUUUGACUGUGUUUUGUGUUCAAUAUUUACAGUGGACAAAAACUACAGGAUCUAUGCUGACUUCCGUUGUAUUUGGCGCCACACUUACAGGGAGGAUUCUCGGAAUAUUUCUUGUCCACCACUUCAACUCACUCACGAUUCUCAUGUUUUCCACCAUAGUGUGUUCAAUAGGAUUUUUAGGGCUUUCGUUAAGCGCCCUUGCAUAUGUGGAUGCCGGAAUCUGGAUAUCUGUCUGUAUUCUUGGAAUUCCGCUUGGUAUAGGUUGGCCAAGUAUAUUGAGUUGGUCAAAUGAACAUUUUGUCCCUGCGUGUGGCAAAAUGACUGCUUUCUUUAUGGUGACAGCGUUCACUGGUGCUCUCCUUAGUCCUCUUUUGUUCGGAUACAUAAUGGAAGAAAUAUCCCCGAUAUGGUUCUGCUAUUUAGGCCUGGGGAAGACCUUGAUUAAUAUCGUGAACGUCGUACUAAUACUUAUUUAUUCUAGAUUUUCCAGAGCAGCUUCACUCAUACUGACGACAAAACAAAGUGCAAGAGUAACAUAAGAGUAUUAUUACCAUUCUCAAAUUAACUGUCCUGUCGAUUGAUAAAGGAUUAUAUGAUGAAAUAUUUACAUUUACACUGCAAUGUCAUAAUGUAAACUUAGUUAAAUUCGUUUCGGGUCAUCCGACUCUGAACUGAGAAUAUAGGUUAUAAGAACGUGACCAAAAAGAGAACAGAGAAAAAGACAUUGAAGCAGAAUUAAAUUCCUUUGAUGUUAUAUGCCUAACUGAAACACAUCUGACUGACAGCAUACCAGAUAAUGCAAUAACAAUAGACUCACACACCAACAUCCCCCAUCGUAAAGAUAGAACUAUAGGUUAUGGAGGAGGAAUAGUAAUUUAUUCUAAAAAAAGCUGUUAAACUCUAAGAAGAAUGGACUUGAAGUAACAGUUGAACGUCAUAAGUUCUUGCUAGGAUGUAUGUAUAGACCAGCCUCAAUUGUAAACUAUUGGAAUAAGUUGGAUGAUAAUUUAACCAUAGCUACAGAUUAAAAAUCCAGACAUUAUCAUCACUGGCGACAUCAAUGUUGACAUGUUAAGCAUACAGCCUAAUUCACUUCUCUCAAGACUCCUAACUAAAUUUAAUUUGAAAAGGAUAAUAAAUCAACCCACAAGAAUUUCAGAAAAUACCUCAACAGCAAUCGAUGUAGUUUUUACUAACAAUUGUAAUUUAAUUAAAAAUACUGCUGUUGAAACACCUUUUUGGAGCGACCACUCACCAAUAUUUAUUGAAAUAUCAUAUACCACAUUUAAGCAUACAUGCUACAAUACUAUGUUGAGGCUGAUUUUGAAUCAAUGAAUAAUAUAAUUAAUGAUAUUGACUGGCAAUCUCUAUGGACCCGUUUGAAUGACAUAUACAGACAUAUAGGAACAU